Molecule: messenger RNA, 627 nt
Organism: Microthlaspi erraticum
Lineage: Eukaryota; Viridiplantae; Streptophyta; Magnoliopsida; Brassicales; Brassicaceae
Source: the annotation of a GenBank genome assembly
AUGUCGAAAGAUUGCGGCAACCACGGUGGCGGCAAAGAAGCAGCCGUCCGGCGAAUCUGCGCCGCCAUAAUCGCCUUCGUUCUAAUAGUUCUAAUCACCAUCUUCCUAGUUUGGGUCAUACUCAGGCCAACCAAGCCAAGAUUCAUCCUCCAAGACGCCACCGUCUUCGCCUUCAACCUCUCGCAACCAAACCUCCUCACUUCAAACUUCCAGAUCACACUCGCGUCUCGCAACCCAAACUCCAAGAUCGGAAUCUACUACGACCGUCUCCACGUCUACGCAACUUACCGGAACCAGCAGAUAACUCUCCGUACGGCGAUCCCUCCGACGUAUCAAGGCCACAAAGAAGACAACAUCUGGUCUCCGUUUGUCUACGGAACCGCCGUUCCCAUCGCGCCGUACAACUCCCUCGCUUUAGGAGACGAGCAAGGUCGUGGACCUGUCCCGAUUAUGAUACGCGCCGAUGGGCGCGUGAGGUGGAAAGUAGGGACGUUGAUAACCGGAAAAUAUCAUAUCCAUGUUCGUUGUGCGGCUUUGAUUAAUCUUGGAAACAAAGCCGGUGGUGUUCUUGUCGGUGACAACGCCGUUAAGUUUACGUACCUUAAUAGAUGCAGUGUGAACGUUUAG